AUGGACCUUCGAGUGUAUGUUGAUGGUGUUGCACGUAUCAUCUGUGAUUUAACUCGAAAAACUACUGUACAUGAUAUCAUUAUAGCACUUGCUCAAUAUAAAGGUAAAGCAGGUAGAUAUUCAUUAAUUCAAUAUGCACCGGAUGGUACUCAAAGAACAUUAUCACCAAAUGAAUUAACAUGUGAACUUAUUCAUCAUCCUGAUUGGGUUUAUAUUUUACAACAAAAUCCAUCAAAUACAAAUUUAUCUAAUGUUCAAAAACGUUCGAAAAGUUUAGAUGGACGAAAAACACCAAUCGAACAACAGCAACAACAGACAAUUGUUGACACUGUUUCACCAUUAAACUCAUCUUCUGGCCAUUUUCGAACAGUACGAAAUAACAAUCAUAAUGUUAGUUCAACUAUAUUAUCAUCUCAAAAUAAGAAACGUUCAAAUUUACAUCAGAUAUUUCCAUCAAUAAAUAAAAAUAAUAGCAAUAAUAAUAUUCAUUCAAAUGAAUCAUUAUCAUCAUCAUCAAUAAAUAAACGUUUAUCACGUACACCUAUUAAAAAUUCAUUAGAAAAUCAUCAGAAUAAUAAUCAUAUAAGACCAAAAUCUGCUGUACCAUCAUCAAUACAUGAAAAUAGUGCAUUUCAUAUUGUUCAUAAAUCAAAUAAUAAUCAUAUAAAUAUUCAACAUCAACAACAACAAUAUAUUGCUUUAUUACAAAUACUUAAAUCACAAGAAAUUCAACUUGAACAACAAGAAAAUGAAUUAAAUGAAAAACAAAAAGAAAUUGAAUAUCAUGAUAUAAUUCUACAUCAAGGACAAAUUUAUCAAGAUAAUAUUCAACAUGAAUUACAAAUUCUUGAAGAACAUGAACGACGACUUUUUUCUGAAUUUCAAAUAUUAACUCAAGAAUAUUCAUCAGAUAAAUUAGAUUUUGAAUUAGAAUAUUAUAAAAAAUUAAAUUCAAAUUAUGAAUAUUUACAACAACAAUUAACAUGUUGUUCAUCAACAUUAGAACAAAAAAUACAAUUACACGAACAACUUCAAUAUAAUAUUGAUCAAACACAUAAAGAUAUUGAACAAAUACAAAAACAUAUCAAUAAUGAUAAAAAGGAAAUAAUCCAAUGUGAAUAUGACCUUGAACGUUCAAAUUCUUCAUUGAAACAACAAGAAGAUUUAUCACAUAUAUUAACUCAACGUACUCAUGAUAUAGAACAUAUUAUUCAACAACAUCGAAAACGAAUAAUCGAAUUAGAAAAUGAUGUUAUUCAACUUGAUGAUUUAUUAAUUUAUAGUCUUGCUAAAUCACCAUAUCAUUUUCAUUCGAAUUCAUCAACUGAUAUUGUUAAGCCAGGCCAUCUUGAACUUAUGAAUAGUACUUUAUUAAAAUUAUGUCCAAGUGGAAUUUGGGUUUAA
Messenger RNA from Rotaria sordida, 1404 nucleotides. Lineage: Eukaryota; Metazoa; Rotifera; Eurotatoria; Philodinida; Philodinidae. The record is from the annotation of a GenBank genome assembly.